UCCUUUCUUCUUCUUCUUCUUCUUCUUCUUCUUCUUCUUCUUCUUCAACUUGUAGCCAUAGAACAAUCAAUAUUCUGAGAAGAAAUCGAUGGAGUUAAUUUCACCAAGGCCGUUAACAGGAGAAAUGGAACUGAAGCAAGAGCUUUUUCUGAGGGCUGAGGAGCUCGAGAGGCUUGUGGCAAUAUACAAGCUCAAGCUGUGCGGUGAAGACAUGGCUUCCUUGAAUUAUGGUAGCAAGUUGUUGCAGCAAAGCAAUAAAGAUGUCUUGGAAGACCAGAGAGGCCAAUUCUAUGAUAUUUACAUGAGGAAAAGAGAAGAAAAGUUGAGGGAGGAAUGGCGAGCUAGAGGGGCUGAGAAGGAAGCAGAGUUGAGGGCAAUGAUGGAGACUCUACAUAGCACCUCUUCCACAUUGAUGAAGAAGGGCAAGACAAUGGAGCCCAAGUAUGCUCAUUCUUCCACUUAUCGGAUUUCGGCGGCAACCGCAUGUAAUCCCGCUAUCAGUUCCUUCAAGACAGCCUCCCUGAGAAAAGAAAACCUCAAGUCAUCAACUGGAAUCAGCAAUGAGACUACCCUACAAUGGAGUGUUGCCCGAAGCCAGAGCUCCAAUGACAAGUUGAGCCUUGUCAAAGAUAUCAAGGCUAGAAGGUCACAAUCCUUGCAUAAAAACUGUGUCAGUCUUGGUGAGCCAAAAGACUUUAUACAUCUGAAUUAUAAUCCUGAUACUUCAACACAACCAAUGAAUACUAAUCCUCAAAGGAGUGGAGCACAAAGGCCAUUACACGGGAAAAGCAGUGGUACAACUCCAACUGCAGGAAUCAGUAAAGCUAAAUCAAGUAAUUCCCAAAUUCAGGUUGAGGAAUACACUGAAUUGCUGAAAGAAGGGAAUGAUGAAAAUCGAAAGCCAAGGAUCAGCAAAGAAAGUUGGAAUUCUGCAUAUCAUAGAUUUGGAAGUAGAAGUCAAUUUGUUGCAAGUCCUAAAUCAAGUAAUUCUCAAAUUCAGAAUUUUCUUCCUGAUUUACACGAGGUAUCUGAUUUUGAUUCGUCAGUGGAUUCUCAGCGCUCUGACCCAGCUAAAGAAGAUUUGCAGAAAAUGAAUCAAUAUCUGGAAGGAAAGACCGUUAGGGAGAGGAAGAAAUGGGGGAGUUUAGAGCGACCUUUUGUGGCUGUUGAUGCAUCCACUCAUCCCAUCAUGGAUGUAACAAAAGGGAUUAAGAGAUUUUUGAAAUUUGGAAAGAGAAGUGGAUCGUCAAAGAUGAUAACCACGAUUCCGAAAAUUAUAUUUUUAAGAGUCCGAGAAAUUCGAGGAUAGAACAGAGUCCAUCUUUUGGUAUUUUCCAUCAGAAUGAAACAACUAUGAACAAGCAGCGUGUUCUAUCGUCUCUUCCACCAUUUCAGGUCAGGGUAAAUGAAAGUAAGAACAGAUGAAGGAACCAUCACGAAGUAUUUAAUAGAAGAUCUAGAUUUUCAUGUUGAAUGAAUGUUUUGAGGAUAUUGCUUGUUUGCUUCCAUUUAUUUUCAAAUUUAAGGUUGGCCUUGUUAAUAUGCCUCAUUAUUUUCCCAUUCUGAAGAAUGAUGUUAAGGAAAUGUUUAUUUAUUAAACAAGCUAUUCUUUG
Phalaenopsis equestris is the source of this 1613-nucleotide messenger RNA. RefSeq lists its product as uncharacterized. The coding region runs from base 89 to 1309 and encodes 406 amino acids. Lineage: Eukaryota; Viridiplantae; Streptophyta; Magnoliopsida; Asparagales; Orchidaceae. The transcript is spliced from 3 exons. The record is from RefSeq and is a predicted model, not a curated record.